This is a messenger RNA of Aspergillus heteromorphus CBS 117.55, 688 nucleotides long. RefSeq names its product nucleoside diphosphate kinase. The record is from RefSeq and is a predicted model, not a curated record. Gene Ontology annotation, molecular function: nucleoside diphosphate kinase activity. The coding region runs from base 99 to 560 and encodes 153 amino acids. The transcript has 7 exons. Gene Ontology annotation, biological process: GTP biosynthetic process; UTP biosynthetic process; CTP biosynthetic process. NCBI's taxonomy places the organism in Eukaryota, Fungi, Ascomycota, Eurotiomycetes, Eurotiales, Aspergillaceae.
GGUCCCUCCUUAUAUUUUUCGCCAACUCACGCCGGCCCUGCUUCUUUCCUUUCCCUCUUGUUUCCCCAAUCGUAUCUCAUACUAUUCCAUCCCUCAAAAUGUCUACCGAGCAGACCUUCAUUGCCAUCAAGCCCGACGGUGUCCAGCGUGGACUCGUCGGCCCCAUCAUCUCUCGCUUCGAGAACCGUGGCUUCAAGCUUGUUGCCCUCAAGCUCUGCCAGCCCGGCAAGGAGCACCUUGAGAAGCACUACGCCGACCUCAAGGAGAAGCCCUUCUUCCCCGGUCUCGUCUCCUACAUGCUGAGCGGCCCCAUCUGCGCCAUGGUCUGGGAGGGCCGUGACGCCGUCAAGACCGGCCGUACCAUCCUCGGUGCCACCAACCCCCUUGCCUCCGCCCCCGGCACCAUCCGUGGUGACUACGCCAUCGAUGUCGGCCGCAACGUCUGCCACGGCUCCGACUCCGUCGAGAACGCCCAGAAGGAGAUUGCCCUCUGGUUCUCCCCCAGCGAGCUCCAGAAGUGGACCUCCGCCCAGUUCAACUGGAUCUACGAGAAGGCCUAAAUUUCUCGGCCCGGUCUUGCGCCUGAGCGUCUGCAGCCCGGCCCGUGUUGGGAUGUAGAGCGUACCUAGGUACAUAUACAGAAAAGACGUCAUGAGAAAUAGAAACAUGAAAAAACCAUUCACCCACU